Molecule: messenger RNA, 5866 nt
Organism: Toxorhynchites rutilus septentrionalis
Lineage: Eukaryota; Metazoa; Arthropoda; Insecta; Diptera; Culicidae
Exons: 8
Coding region: 364-5697 (1777 amino acids)
Biological process (GO): protein linear polyubiquitination; proteasome-mediated ubiquitin-dependent protein catabolic process
Cellular component (GO): LUBAC complex
Molecular function (GO): ubiquitin binding; metal ion binding; ubiquitin-protein transferase activity
Source: RefSeq, a predicted model, not a curated record
UUUGAAAUUGUUCAUAGCAAUUUCUUUGAAUGGUAUGCUGAGAGAAGAUUAUUUUUCUUCAUAUGAACGUGAAGGUAUGACAAAAGAUGUGCGCUAUCGACAUGGACAACGGAUGUGAAUUAAGUCUCUUCUUGAUUGGUGUUGUUGAAAAUCGUAAUUUCGCUGACAAUAAAUCUAUCACAACUUGUUUUAAUGGAAUAAGAAUAUAAAAAGUGACGAUCCAGAAGUUUAUUUUUUUCCGCUGCGCACCCGGUGUCAGGAACGAUCGGACGACUGUUUAACCUCGUUGCGAUAUCCGAGAGUCGAAACUCGGCGAAAUAAUGAUACUUGGAAGUGUUCUCUUGACGGCCACUCGAGCAUAAUAUGAACCGAUCGGAUGGCGAUAAAGUAUUGAGCAACGAAAGGAAAAAAAGCGCCAGCAAGAAAAAAUAUUCACAAACCAAAAAUGCUCCAGAUUCACGGUUAUCCACAACCGGAAGUGGCGGAUUGCAUUCGUUCUUCCGAUGGUUUCGUAAAGACGACAUCAACCAGCACACAGAUUCAGAGAUUGAUCUCCCAAAGGACGGUGAAGCACAGCAACAAUACAACCGAGCCAGUGGAGACGUAACUAAGCCGCAAUCGCAGUGUACUACUUCGAGUGAAAGUUCCUCGGAUGAGGUGAGCCAAAGCCUAGAUAAUGGAGCGCAUAGUUUAUCGCUGAGUCCUAGUCCUGUUAUAGACUGUAAUAAUUUAUCCAAGAGCUCGAGUUGUGAUAGUAUCUUAAGCACAGCUACAAACGGCUUCGCGUUUGUGCCUCCGAAUUGCUACGAAGCCGUCGGAAAUUGGCAAAAAGCUGAACGCGUAAUCAAUCCAGGUCCCUAUACUGAUAGUUACAAGCGUCGCGUACGGCAGCGAGAUCGUACACGAGAGUUGGACAAGAAAUACGAACUCACGCUCCGAAAAAAGUAUAACAUCUUUUCCAGUUUGCGAGAAAAUGUGUUAACUCAUGAAAAAGACCUUACACUUACUAGGGACAAUCAAAAGUCUGCCUAUGUUGAUUUAAGUUUGCCCAACGCCGCUAAGGCAGUUUCUAACAAGUCUUGUACUAGCGGAAAGGAAGAGAGCACAGUCAAGAAGCAUAGAAGAACGGUAAGUGACAGCUCUAAGGAUAGGAAAGCCGGUGCCUAUGUACAUGUUAAAGGUAAAAGACGAGCGCCACCACCACCGCCACUCAUUCUCGACAGCAAUGAAGGAUAUCCCGAAAACCACACAAUAGACAGAACACUGACAAAUUCUUCAUAUGGCACACUGUCUCCUGGAUCUACAUUGUCGCGGAAAAAACGACCCGCGCCACCGCCACCACUAUUGCCAGCAUCUCCGACCUUAGGUGAAGCCAUUUCUGAUACCAGUCUCCUUGAAGAUAAGGAAAUAAAAGCUAUUAUUGAAGGAACACCUAUAUCAGUUACACCAGAACUUACGAUGUCGCUUAGAACGACACCAUUGCCAGGGAUUUCGGAAGAGAGAACACCUGGCGGAUUGACGGAGGAACAAAAGCAGCAGCUUAUCGACAAUAUUCGUAAGGUUCAAGCCCCACUGGAGAGAGAUCCUCCUACCCCAACGAAUAAUCCAUCGUCACCCUUCAUGUUGACAAACAGCGAUGUUAUGAAACUAGAGGAGAAUUUUAUAAACACGAAUGGAACAAGGUCGCCUAUUCAUGAUUAUUUGUAUGUAGAAGCAGUGACUAGCAGUACUAAACCGGGUAUUCCUACAUCUCCCAUAUCUCCGAGGCCCUGGUACAAACGACCAAUUUCAGGAACGAAACAUCAAGAGAGCUCGUUGCCUUUUAAGAAAGACAUUAUUCUGAAGACUAUAGAUAAAAGAAAAGGCAAGAAUAAAGAAAAGGAAGAUCUACCGGAAGUGGGCUAUUGUAGAAAUUCGCUAAUAGACAGUGGAACCACGGGUAGUAGUGGUAGUGGGGCCAAAUUCAAUUUGUUUGCCAAAAUGACGGAAAAAUCGGAUGACACAAAACGUCGAGAGAAGGACAACGAGAAACGUAAAUCGGGCAUCGGUAUUCCAAACAUAAGUGAGCUCGAUCGUGAAGCAGCGGAAAUUAUAAACAAGGAACAUGCGUUGAAACGGGAAAAUGACAGGGAGAUCUACUUUUCUGCUCCCGAGCAACUGGUGAAGAGGACACAAUCCUUUGCGGUGAAACCGACGGAAAACACUAUCGACAAACCGAAGUCAACCAAAGAAUUAAUAUCUAAGUUUGAGGCAAACUCUUCGAAUAUCACAAAGUUUACUGUUAACGCUUCAUUUGUUCCCAAAAAAGAAUAUUUCGGAGUAGAACAAAAAGCCAUCAAGACGCCAUCUACUUCAAGCAGUACUGCUACAAAAGAAUCCACACCACCAGAGGAGGUCACGCAGACUCCGGGCGAUAAAAAUCUACUCGGAGUAUGGCCAUGCCCUUAUUGCACCCUGGAAAACCCCAACUGGAGAAUAAUUUGCGAAGCUUGCGAACGUAUAAAACCUUACGAUAAACUCAGCAUCUUAGAGGAACCACCGCUGAGGCCAAAUCAUCCACUCAAAAAGCCUAUCCCCGAACCGAAGUCGCCGCAACAACAACACCAGCAACCCAAUGCUGGUGAGUGGGACAAAAAGACUGAACGGGUGAUGAAGUACUUUAUGCCCAAAACGAACCCUAGUGUAAGUAACAACUCACUCAGUGAACUUGAGGUGCCAAAGAAAUCGUUCGGACAAUCAAAAAUGCUUUCAUCGCCCAAAAUGGGCGUUAAAAGUUUGAUGAAUCGAGUUUCACCCGACAAACUGUAUAGCAUAAAAAACUUUAACCCAAAUGCCGAAGCCUACAGCACCAAUAAAUUUGAUGAUGAAAAACUCAAGGAGAAUGCGGUGAGCCCUGCGCGAGUUGUGUCUGAAAGUGUAGUAAACAAGAGUGGUUAUGUGCAUGUGAAUUUAGAUGAAGUGAGAAACGCUAGAAUAGCUAAAUUCAGUACGAAUAUCGAAGGUUACCGAAAUGAAAACUCAGAAACGCAGAAAAGCGCCGACCAGCCAGAACAUGUCCAGGAUAUGGAUGAGGAGUCUUUGGAAAAAGAAAAAGAACGUUUACGCGAAAUGAUACGGGCUAUGAACGCAAAGGCUUUAGCUGAUAAGUAUCCUGUUCUUCAGAAACCCCCAGCGAAUAGUAAAUCACCUUUAGUACAGCGUAAGAAUGGGUUCGUUUCCGCAAUUCCUGUAAGUGCUAAAAGCCCUAGUCCGUUACGCACAAUGAGUCCCAAGAUGGUUCGUAAACCACCCAUCGAAGAGCACGCUGCCAUUGUAGCGGAACCAUAUAAAUUGGGAGCAAUUAAAAAAUCCUUCAUUCGGAAACCUGAAGACAUAAAACCAAUCAACACAUCGACGGAAUCCAAAAUUAUAAACCAAGAAUGGGAGGGUGUGCCAAAGGAACCGAAGGCUAGCACUUCGGUUAUACCCGAGACAGUGACCGAAUUGAACGAGUCGAAGUUGGUUCUAACCAACGAUGUACACAAGCUGCGUUAUGAAGCGAUGGACGAAAGCCAAUUCGAAGCACUGAGCGUCGAGCAAAAAGAAUCCCAACUCUCAAACCGACAAAAAGAAACGGUUCGUCAAAUAUCCAAUCAGUUGCGUUCGGUGCAAGGUGUGGAGAACUUCCGGAAUACACUAAAACACACGAGCAUAUCGAUGAACAGAACGAAUACGCUGGCGAUCAAUAAGCUGCUAAGGAAUCUGGAGAAUGCGAUUGGUGAUGGCGCGCAUGAUCAAGCAGCCAAACUGGCGAUGGAUCUUGCCAAAAUGAAAGUAUCUCUCUCGGUAACCCGGCAAAGUCCUGCAAGGUCGAACUCUGGAUCCGCCAGUAGCCUCACCGAUAUAAGUAUUAUUAUAUUUGUAAAAGAUAAAAUAAGUCGAAAAGGUCCUCUCAAAAUCAACAUAUCAAUAAAUGCGACGACCGCUCAGCUGAAGGCAAAAGUAAAUAAAGAAUUCGGUAUACCUAUUCACAUCCAACGAUGGAUUUUAAACGGCAGAGAGUUGUUAGACGAGCAGAAGAUGAUUUCAGACUAUGGAAUCCAUGACAGCGAUCAAAUUUUGAAUUUGUAUAUCGUUGAUGUUCCCACGCAAAGCGAAGAACAUAAGACGAAGAAAAGGCAAUCACAUUCUGGCCCGAAUGAAACCAAAACGUUGACCUUGUCUGAUUCAGAUGGUGAAUGUUCCGACAAUCAGAAUGAUCUACGAGGUGAAGAUGAAUCUAAUCUCGGAGCAACCGCACUUCCAACAAUAGCUGAAGACAAAGGUCCCCAAAAUGACAUCGAAGAAGGAUGGAGUUGUCCACUGUGCACACUGAUCAAUCCCCCGAAUCGGCCCGGUUGUGGAGCAUGUUCCGAAGCUAGGCCCUCUUCAUAUGUGGUUCUUGCCCGAUACCGCUCAGCGGACGAUAAUUUUAUUCCUCAGGCUGUCGAACAAUUGAUUAAAAAUAGCUCGGCGAAAACUACGAGUGUUCAGCUCAGGGAUUCAAACAAGGAAACACGUAAUGAUUUGAAUCGUGCCUCGUGUAAUCGCAAGUCUUCAGAUAUUUUCAACAUUCUACUGGAUGAAUCUAAAGCGUGUCCUACGCAAAACAAAGCCAUUUCUGCUAGACCAAGUACCACAGAGCUGUUGACGACCAGCCACAUCCAGGUUCCCGAACAGAAGAACAUAGUGAUGACGGCAUUCGCAAGUCCCAAUAUAACGCGGAACAAAUAUCGUGGGGUGGAUAACUUCAACCCGAACUCCUACACUAAUGGAUUGGUCGGUACACCAAAGACUGACGGCCCUGUAAUUACUACCGCCAGUCCAAUAGUGCGAGCAGUUUUACUCAAACAAAAUUCGGACAAACCUGUCAAGUUCGGUCGAAAUGGUCUUGUUAUGCCCGAGGAUGGCAGUGAUGUAACCAAUCACUACAUGGAACUGGUUAAUCUGGACUCUGCUGACCUUAUUGCCAAUGUUGACCCUUUCGAUUGUUCUAUUUGCUUUGGAAACAUCAAACAGUAUGAAGGAAUCAUACUACGCGACUGUUUGCACUCAUUCUGCAAGGAAUGUUUGGUGAAUACUAUCAAUUACAGUGAGGAAGCUGAGAUCAAGUGCCCAUUCAUGGACGACGUCUACAGUUGUGAGUGUAUCAUUCAGCAGCGAGAAAUUAAAGCACUGAUCACCAAGGAUAUGUACGAAGCUUACCUGGCGAAAUCAAUUCGUCAGGCUGAAAGUAGUUUAGACAACACCUUCCAUUGCAAAACCCCCAACUGUCGUGGAUGGUGCAUCUACGAGGACAAUGUGAAUCAGUUCAAAUGCCCCGUUUGCACUAUUGUGAAUUGUCUUACCUGCAGGGCAAUUCAUGAUGGGCUCGACUGUAAACAAUAUCAAGAUCGAAUGAGUAGCGACUGUGAUACGAACAUUGAAGCGAGACGAACCAAAGCCAUGCUACAGGAAAUGGUUGAUAAGGGAGACGCAAUAAUGUGUCCCACGUGUCAGGUUGUUAUGAUGAAGAAAUGGGGAUGCGAUUGGUUGAAGUGUAGCAUGUGCAAAACUGAAAUUUGCUGGGUGACACGAGGUCCACGGUGGGGUCCCGGCGGGAAAGGAGAUACAAGUGGUGGUUGCCGUUGUGGGGUUAACGGAAAAAAGUGCCAUCCAGAUUGCAACUACUGCCACUAGGAGGUUAAGUGAAGAAAUCAAAUUUGUUAGUGAAAAUAUGCCAAAGAGAACGUUCGCCUGAUUAUUAUUAAAUUUUUACACUACGUAUCGAGGAUGUUGAUUCAGAUUUCAUCGAAUUUAUUGAUAGGUUAAGCGGUAUAAUGCGAAAGAAAACCUGUGUAACAUGUAA